This is a messenger RNA of Trichophyton rubrum CBS 118892, 3238 nucleotides long. Its product is annotated as ribonucleoside-diphosphate reductase small chain. NCBI's taxonomy places the organism in Eukaryota, Fungi, Ascomycota, Eurotiomycetes, Onygenales, Arthrodermataceae. Bases 1069 to 2076 code for a protein of 335 amino acids. Gene Ontology annotation, biological process: deoxyribonucleotide biosynthetic process. The record is from RefSeq and is a predicted model, not a curated record. Gene Ontology annotation, molecular function: oxidoreductase activity. The transcript is spliced from 2 exons.
UGGGCCUCAGGCAAGACGAAAUGUCGGAUAUAUAAAAAUAAUGAAGGCAGCAAAGUCUGGCGUAUCGUCUGAUGUCUCACCAUUACACGGCGAUAAAUGGAGCCAAAACUAACCGCAUCCGACAGCCCAGCACCAGAAACAGACUCUUGCGGAUAAGGCGGAACCGCCAGGCUAUGAUUGCCAUGCUGAAAGCCAGUUGAUAGUUUCGAAAGCAAGUCGCGUCCAGAGGAGGAUCCUGCGUAAACAAGGUCUGAUCAGCCACUCACACGUAGAAACUGCCUGGUGGAAACGUGAGUAAGGGGUGUCAACAAUCGCUACUCCUCUGUGACUGGCCCAGCCUUGUUCCUGGCGCCCAUGCUAGCGCAUCUUGGUGCGAGCCUUGGUGUGCGUCUUGCAUGUUGGGCUGCAGCUCUGGCUGGGAUAACGCGACCUUUUGAUGGAGCUUAAAGCGGAGAUUACGAUCAGAUAAGAUAACGCGUCUUGCAAACAUGGCAAACAUAGCAUUAUGACUAAGCGAUCGCGCUCCAGCGCGUGAUCGCGUGAUUUAGCGCGACUCCAGGCGAAAAAGUAUUUGAAGGCGAAGGAGAAAGCUUUCACCCUCUUUCUUCCACUCCUCCAACUCCCAUCAACAACACCCCAAUAACCACGCUUCGUUCUUUUGUCUGCCCUUGAGCCACUCGGGAAAAACACGCCAGCAGUCACAAUGGCCACUCAGUCUACUCCUUCGAAGCAGGUAUGCUGCUGAUAUCCCUUCUAUAGUCGCGUGCUUAAGUGGUUUACUGACGCGCCUUGCUAUGGCUUGAUAUAGACUGCUUCCUCCCUGGAAAAGCUCAAGAUGGACGACUCGCCCAUCAAGCCUCUCAAGCUGGAUCUCGCAGACAAAGAGAAUGCUCCUGUCUCUUCGCAUAUUGCUGAGCCAGAGCUGAAGAAGGUCGAGAUUGAGGCCUCGAAGCCUGCUGAGACCCAGGUUGUCAAGCCUAAGACGCCCAAGGAGCUAGAGGCAGAGGAGCCUCUUCUUCAGGAGAACCCUCAACGUUUUGUUCUUUUCCCAAUCAAAUACCGCGAGGUAUGCUAGGAAUCUUACCCGUCGCGUUACGUGUUAAAGUGUUACUGAGGACUAACGCGUUAUCUUAUCAGAUCUGGCAAAUGUACAAGAAAGCUGAAGCUUCUUUCUGGACUGCCGAAGAGAUUGACCUCUCUAAGGAUAUUCACGACUGGAACAACAGGCUCAAUGACGAUGAACGAUUCUUCAUCUCCCACGUCUUGGCCUUCUUCGCCGCCUCAGAUGGCAUCGUUAACGAGAACCUCCUUGAACGUUUCAGCAACGAAGUCCAGGUACCGGAAGCUCGAUGCUUCUAUGGCUUCCAGAUCAUGAUGGAGAAUAUUCACUCCGAAACAUACUCUCUCCUCAUCGACACCUAUAUCAAGGAACAGAAGCAACGAACCUACCUUUUCGAAGCUAUUGACACAAUUCCAUGCAUCCGCAAGAAGGCCGAUUGGGCCAUUCGAUGGAUCCAAGAUAAGAAUUCCACAUUCGCACAGCGCCUUGUUGCCUUUGCUGCCGUCGAGGGUAUUUUCUUCAGCGGCUCCUUCGCCUCCAUCUUCUGGCUGAAGAAGCGUGGUCUCAUGCCCGGACUCACCUUCUCCAACGAACUCAUCUCCCGUGACGAAGGCCUACACACUGAUUUUGCCUGCCUUCUGUUCUCUCACCUCAACUAUCGUCCUGACCCCAGUGCUGUUGAGGCCAUCAUCACUGAAGCAGUCACCAUCGAGCAGGAGUUCUUGACCGAUGCCCUCCCCUGUGCCCUUCUCGGCAUGAAUGCUAAGCUCAUGUGCCAGUACAUUGAGUUCGUCGCCGAUAGGCUUCUCGUUGCUCUUGGUAACAAGAAGUUCUACAACACCACCAACCCCUUCGACUUCAUGGACAAUAUCUCCCUCGCUGGCAAGACCAACUUCUUCGAGAAGCGUGUUGGAGAUUACCAGAAAGCUGGUGUCAUGGCCAGUACCAAGAAGGAAGAGGACUCUUCUGAAGAACCCGAGAACGGCGGAGCCUUCCGAUUCGACGAGGAUUUCUAAACUAUAUCACCCUCUACUCUUUUCUCCUUUCUCAUUUUGUAUCAAUGAUUCCCCUUUCCGUGCUAUGACCCCUUCUCUUCGACUCCUAGAUAUCCUUAUACGAACCUUCCCACUCUUGCCAAGCAUCUGAUACUGAUGCCAUAAUACUUUUUUUCCUUACUCUCCCAUCUUCACGUUCAUGCAGGCUCGGCGUUAUUUGGAUGUGGUUCAUGUCUUAUGUAUGUUAUCCAAAGCGGAUGUCCAUGGUUUUACACGCGGAAGUCCGCUUCGGAUGGGUUGGAAAUGUGAAUGUCAUGCGUAUAAUAAAAAAUAUUACUUAUCAAAACUUCACCUGUCUAUCUAUACCUCAAGUCGAGCAUCUGCUCUCGUCCUGUAUCAUGUAUCGAAUUAGUUAUAUCGUCAAAUACGUUUAUGAUUAUGAUCCCUGGUAGUGUAUUACUUUUCUAGUGCAAAUACCUCUGUGGUCCUAGUUACCACGUGUAAAUGAUGUCCGUCAAUAGUUUAUGGAUUCAACCUCUGUGUGUAUAGUCCUGUAUCAAUCCUCUCGUCUAUGCAUAAAGUACAUACGACCAUAGGAAGUGGAAAAUAGAGCUUCCCGUUCGCUCAGCUGUACAUAAGCCACUUGCCGGUCGGUUAGUCGUUGGGUGGGUGACCACUAGCGAAUCCUGACUGUUGUUGAUCGGUGCUCACCCGUUUUUUUACCCUCCUGGAGGAAGGCGUCCUUGCCGCUUUUUAGUACCUGGGUUAGUUAUCAACAGUAUGAAUUCAGGUGAAGUACACCUGAACUCUAUCUGCAUUUAUCUGUGUUUAUCUGCGUUCAUCUGCGUUCACCUACGCUCACCUGUAUUCGCCAUGGCCCAUAUCUACACGAUGUUGCCUUCUUAGGUUUAGGCAGUGUCCUAUAGGGACACACUCACAAUUUCCCUAAUAACCAGGGUAAUUAUUUCUAUAAGAUAUAUCGCGCGACCUCCUUUCUCUUCUAUUUCUCCGUUUGUGUUGUAUCUAUUUCUUGCUCUAACCUCCUUUUACAAACUGAGAUAAGGAUUAUAAUGGUAGCGGUAACCUUUCCAUCACUAUCUAAUUUUACUUAUACGAUUAACUUUACCUAUCAUAAUAAUAUCGAGAAGGAAAAAGUUAUUUUACCUUAUACUGAGGAUUUAUA